AUGGUCUUGGUGCAUGAUCGCAUCAUGGCUGCCCAGCUCGGCGAUUUGAUGGAGGAACUGGAGGUGGCUGCUGGGGCCGAGCACCCACUUGCUACUGUGUCUACCCUGGAGAAGAUCAUGAGUCUGACGAAAAUCGACAAAAACGUUGAGUUGAGUAACAAGCUGGUGGAGUGGAUCUUCUACGAUGCAUUGAACUGCCUCAGGAGCGGAUGGCUGGAUCGCGAUGCUAAGCGUGAUGACAUGCUUGCAUUCAGCAAGGCCUCUUUGCUGGGGAGGCGGUGCGUCUUCUAUUUGACCCAGAAGCUGAAGUACGGGCAGACUGACAUGGCGGCUGACCCAAGAACCCCUGCUGGAUUCCUGGCCAACAUGCUUUCUCACAGGACCUUCUCCAAGGGAGGGUUCCACGAUGGUGUUGACCAGACAUGGCUGGCUGAUCUGUACAGCUUUCAGCGGGAUGCUUUGUAUUCCAUCAAGCUGUUCUUCAGCGGCAGUGCUGAGUUGCACAAUCUCCUUCUGGAAGCCAGCCAGAAGGACGCCAACGUGAGUGCCGAGGUUUUCUUGCAGUGCCCCAAGAUCAAGAUUUGGGUGGACAUUGAUCAUUUGCUGGAUGUGAAGAUGCACCCUGGCAAAAUGAAUAUGGGAGACCUGGAGCCCAAGACGGUCACUGAAGCCGCCUCAGCCCUUCCGGAUGUCCCCGUUCAGGAGAACAAGCCGCCAGAGAUGGAGAAACCCCUCGAGUCUUUGGAGGACCACCCCGUGAUCGCCUUGGAGGAUGAGUCUCAAGAGCAGGAGGAGGAACGGAAGCUGAAGCAGAAGGAGUCGCUCUUGGCGAAGCUCUUCCCAGAUUUGUGCCCGCCACAGUACAUCAAAGAUAUCUGCACGAAGGUGGAGUGCGGUACCUUGGAGAACAUGGCGAAUUAUGCAAAGCAUCGUGUGUUUUCCUUUGUGGAUGUGCGCGUGUGGGAGCCAAGCUUUGAUUGGGAGAAGGCGUCCUCGGAGUGGGGCGACGGGCCCUUGCUCUUUGUUGCUGAUUCCAAGUGCUAUGGGCCCGGUGGCAUGUCGUUGGCCUUCCAAAAGACGCUCUACGAUGGCCUCCUCGGCAAUCCAAAAAGUGAAGAGGCAACCAAGGCCUGCUGCUUGAAGAAGCACUCCGUUGCAGUCCUGCUGGAUGGUACCAAUCAGGUGGUUUCAGGCCAGAUCAACCGGGAAUGCCAGAGACGCUUGAAGGCCAACUCGGAGUUCUGCAGAAGGCAGGGGAUCAUUACGUACAGGCUCCUGUACCACGGCCGGGAGUUCGCCAUUGAGAAUGAGCAUCCGCUUUCAAAGCGAUCCAUCCGUGGAGGAGUGCAUGCGAAGCUUCCAGAUCCUUUGGAGACUCUCUUUGUGCUGAAGGGGAAAGCCACCGCCAUUCCGACACGGGAGCGGCUUUACCUGGACCUCCCAGGAGACUCUCGAAGUUUGGGCUUUGCCUCACUGCUUCGCGGCUACGGCUAUGGCACGAGCAGGAAGGCUGCCGACGACCUUUCCAUGGAGCAUGUCCUUCCGGAGACAAAGAAGAACAUCCUGGAUGCCAGGCCUCAGACGGCUUCUUUCAAGAAAGAGUCGCAAGAAGGGCAGGAAGAGCCGUCAAAGCCAGCAAGCGACGAUGAUCAGUCCGCCAGUGAUGGGGAGGGCCAGGGCGGCCAGGGAGUUGAAGGGCACACGCUCUUGCCGCUGGAGGCGCCCGAGGCCCAUGCUCGUGAGUGGCUGAACUUGUUCACGCCAAAUGGGUGCACGAGGGUGAUCGACUUUUGCAUGGGGACGGGCAUGCUCGCCCUGGCAGCGGCGCGGACGCACAUGAAGUACCAGGGCUACGUGUUCUCUGAGUUGCACAAGUCCGUUGUGUCGCAGAUCCUGAUUUUGAAGGUGGUGCGUGAGCUCAUCCUCCAGAAGAAGGACGGGUUCUUCACCAGUCGCUUCUUGUCGAAGUCAAGGAGCCUUACUGGUUCGGAGGCGCCCUCUGAUGCCACUACAUUGGUUCUUGGAGAAGGAUUGGAGAUGCAAAGCCCUGGCCCGGCCGAGAGUGCAGCGAGCCAAGAUGUGGCUGGCAAGGGCAAGACCAAUGAAGAGAAUGAUGAGAAGCCGAAAGACAGCAAGAAGCGCAAGCGCAGGUCGUCAUCCGAUUCUUUCAUCUGA
Messenger RNA from Symbiodinium sp. CCMP2456, 2175 nucleotides. The record is from the annotation of a GenBank genome assembly. NCBI's taxonomy places the organism in Eukaryota, Dinophyceae, Suessiales, Symbiodiniaceae.